GAGACACUGAAAUACUGAAUUCCUUACCUGGAGGCCCCCAUUCCUACACGUCUGACCACCUGGGUAACCCAAACCUGGAAUGCAAAGACUGCCAUACCUCUAGAACUGCACAAUUAACUGGCCGUAGUUGAGUCAAUGUAACCACACCCUUGAACCCUAGUCCCCAUACAUUGAGAUUCUCCAUCAUUUUCCUUCUCAUUUUUUCACUGUCUAGCUGACCCCAGCUCAUCUGUUCUUCUCAACACCUCCUUACAGCAGAGGACAAGUAAUUUUCACAUAUCUUUAUUUAUUUAUUUGGUAAAUUUCACAUUUCUUUAUUAAGGGAUAUUAUGUAAAAAUGUUUUAAGUAGACAUCUCAUAUAUAUCUGUAGGUUUUGGAUGAUAUAGUAAUUAUGUGAAAAUAGAUAUAUUUUUCAUUUUUUUAAUAUAAUCUAUAUUUCCACAGUUGACUGUGGUGAAGCAUGUGGGCAACAGGAAAUAUGUAGGCUAAAGUGCCUUUUUUCUUUUGACGCAUACGUACAGUUUUUUUCAUUUCAAAAUUUCUUUUCAUUUGGAAUUCGACGGUGGAAAUUAAUGUUUGGGUUUUUCUUUGAUUAUCUUUUGCUUUUUGCUGGUUCAAAGGGUGUGGUUGUAUUUUCAAAUAAUAAAAAGAGUAAUGAUUGUUUUACGUGGAGGUUUCUGUCACGUGUCAUUAUUAGUUGCGUUUUUUUCUUAAUGAAGGGAUUACUAAUAUCAAAAAGCUUCAAAGAUUAGAUUUUUAUUUCUGGGUAAGAAGAUGAAAGUCCAAAGAUUGGAUUUUUAUUUCUGGGUAAGAACUUGAAAGUCCAAAAAUUGGAUUUUUCUUUUCUGGGUAAAGAAGUUAAUAUUUCGAAAAUUGCAUUUUAUUUAUGAUGGGGAAUAAGAAGAUUGUGAAGAAGACAAAGGAGAUAUCUUCAAUGAGUGGGGAGUUUCAGCAGCAGCAGGGUCCAAGAAAGAGAGGCAGGCCAAGGAAAAUUGUUCCCAAAGCUGAAGGUGAUGAAGUGGUUAAUCAUAGAGAUGCAGAAGAAGAGGUUGUAGAGGGUGAAACUAAAAGGGCCAAAAUCAGUGGUGGAGAAAAAGGUGAAGAAUCAGAAGAUAAAGAGGAAAUAGGUGAAGGGGUUGCUGGUUCAUCUUCAUUACUAUUACCAUCAUCACAGAAACUGCAGCCUAGGAGAAGAGCCAGAAGAAAAGGCAAGCCAAGAAAGAGCUGCUAAAAAUCAAAGGAACCCUACUUGCUUUUUUAUUUUGUUUUUCAUGGGUGACUGCUAGUAACUCAGUAAUCACACUAAAAAAAAGUAAAGAUUAAUGGGUAAUAAUGUUUUCCUUCUUAUUUCUGUCAUUCCCUAUUUACAAAACUUUCUGCUUUCUAAUAUUUUGAUUUCCCAUCACUUUUUUGUCACUUCAUUGGUCGGGAUGAUUGAUUUGUGGCCUUGUUUUGAUCUUAUUUCAAUGCCCGUAAGCAUUCUGCUCAAGGUUAGAACCUAAAGUCCCAUGGCAUAAUUAGUGCUCCCUAUGUAGUACUGUAUUUGAGUAUUUCAGAUAGUAAGAUCUGGAUUUGCCUUU
This is a messenger RNA of Cuscuta epithymum, 1581 nucleotides long. NCBI's taxonomy places the organism in Eukaryota, Viridiplantae, Streptophyta, Magnoliopsida, Solanales, Convolvulaceae. The record is from the annotation of a GenBank genome assembly.